UGUUCUGGUUCAUGAAUAUAAUACGUAUAUAUAUACACACACGAAUCCUUUUAUCGAAGAUUGGUACGCAGAGCUUGCUCUCUUUAGUUGCUUGAGAAGUUAAUCAAGUGGAUGUGAUACAAUAAACUUAAUAGUGUAGUAAAACCUUUCUAAUCCAAAUGGAUUAUGAUAAUAUGGCAACACUUUCUGAAGCACAUCCUAAGACGAUGGAUGUUUUAUCGCAAACGUGGUGUGAUUUCGCGGUUAAAGAAGCUUUUCAACCUGAGUUUCAAAGCCAAGAACUAGUUCUUCAUGAAUGCUCAAUCAACAGUUUUGACGACGGCCCAUUGUCCCCUAACUUCGCGAAAAUGGAGAGCAUAAAGAUGGAUGAUAGAACAAAGUCCUUACCCCUAUGGAAGACUAAUGAUGUGAAGUCAUGGAUAUGGAUGCAACAAGCUAUGCACCCAGAAUUGAAUUACAACAGCUGCUUCCGUAAAAAAUGGCAAUCAUGGCAUAUAAGUCCAUUUAAAUCUUCACACAUCUCAAUCAAGAACUGGUUGAAAGAUUUUAAGCAAAAGAAAAAAGAAAAGGCGAGGCUACAAAGGGCCGAAGUCCAUGCAGCAAUCUCGGUAGCUAGUGUUGCUGCAGCGUUGGCUGCCGAGAACUCAAACUACAGUGGCUCGAAUUCCACCACCGCCUCAAAGGAAGCAGCAGUAGCAUCUGCAGCAGCCCUGGUGGCCGCACAUUGUGCGAAAACCGCAGAAGCAAUGGGUGCAAAGAAACAGCAGAUCAGUAAUGCAAUGAGCUCAGCCAUGAGUGCAACAAGCACAAGUGACAUUUUAACUCUCACUGCUGCAGCUUCAACAUCGUUACGAGGAGCUUCAACGCUUAAAACAAGAUCAGGAUGCAAGAAUAUGUUAAACUCGAAUGCUCCAGUAAUGCCUGUAGAAGAAUAUACUGAUCAUGAGUUCGACUUUGAGCAGUGUCGAUUAAUACUGAGGAAAGGGACUGAACUCACAAUCAGGACAUCAGAUGGUAGAUGCAUGAUGAGAUCAGUGUCUGUCUUCUUGAAUCAUGAAGGCAAGGUUAUUCUCAGAACAAGGAAGUCUAGUCUAAUGAAUGCAUUCACUAGCAAAACAGAAUGUGUUGUGUUAGACCAGCAUGCGGAGCUCUACAAGAACCCCAACGUCGACGAUAGGGAAACUUGUUUUCUUGUUGUUUUAACGACCACCCAAGGGAUAAUCAAACUGGAUAUGAAGAACGAUGAUCAAUGUUACAAGUUAUGGACAUGGACUAUUAGUCAUAUGCUGUCACUUUUGACCUCUUUCACAAAAUACACACUUCCAUAUCAUAAGAAUUGAGAGUCUAAGACGACGUCAUUGUGUUGGUUUAUCGAUCUAUUUAUGUGUUUAGGCUUUUUUGUGUAGUUAUAAACACAUUUUUUCACUA
Molecule: messenger RNA, 1428 nt
Organism: Helianthus annuus (common sunflower)
Lineage: Eukaryota; Viridiplantae; Streptophyta; Magnoliopsida; Asterales; Asteraceae
Product: VAN3-binding protein
Exons: 8
Coding region: 159-1340 (393 amino acids)
Source: RefSeq, a predicted model, not a curated record